This is a messenger RNA of Epinephelus fuscoguttatus (brown-marbled grouper), 2522 nucleotides long. RefSeq names its product transmembrane protein 106C (gene tmem106c). Bases 189 to 1001 code for a protein of 270 amino acids. The record is from RefSeq and is a predicted model, not a curated record. NCBI's taxonomy places the organism in Eukaryota, Metazoa, Chordata, Actinopteri, Perciformes, Serranidae. The transcript is spliced from 8 exons.
AAGAAGUUACGCAGGGUCCUUGAAUGCAACACAACAUGAAGGUAUAGCCUGCAGUGACAGAAGGCACACAGUGUGCGCUGGAGUAAAUCCAACUUUAUGAUGGCGGCGUUUAGUUAUUUUGGUGUAAAAGACGGGCAGUAGUCGGUGGGAAACUCUGGCUUGACCAUCCCGACGUGAGUUGAGCCAUCAUGGGGACACGGUGGUCUCGUAGCGAGAGCAGCCUGUCGCUGCUCCCGGAGAGGCAGAGCUCUGUGCGGCGGGGAGAGGACAGAGACACCGAUAACGAGUCUCUGGAUGGGCACGUCAGGCGGGAGGACAUAGCUCAGUUCCCCUACGUGGAGUUCACCGGCAGGGACAGCAUAACGUGUCCGACAUGCCAAGGCUCGGGGCGGAUACCCUCAGAUCAAGUGAAUGAACUGGUUGCAUUGAUCCCAUACAGCGACCAAAGGCUGCGCCCCCAAAGAACGAAGCUGUAUGUGGUCCUGUCAGUUGUGUUGUGCCUCCUGGCGUCUUCGCUUGUGGCCUUCUUCCUCUUCCCUCGCUCCGUGAUUGUGGUGGAUGAUGGGAUACACUCGGUGACGGUGCGCUUUGACCACACCAACACGAAGGUUCAAAUGAACAUGACGAGCACUCUGAACCUCAGCAACCCAAACUUCUUCUCCGUGCUGGUGCAGAGUGUGAACUGCCAGGUCCUUUACAUGAAGACGGUGAUCGGCACUCAGCAGCUAAACAACGUCACCAACAUCCUGCCGCUGAGUCAGAGACAGGUGAACUACACAGUCAGUGUGGAGAUUGGAAGCAGUGCACCCUACGUCUAUGCCUUCUGCACCAUGCCCAGCAUUAAGGUCCACAACAUUGUUGUAUAUAUGCAAACCUCGGUGAAAACCUCAUACAUGGUGCGAACAUCCCAGAACAGCCUGGAGGCCUAUCGCUACAUAGACUGUGGCUCCAACAGCACACGGCACCUCUCCUCUGCCCAUCACAGCACCGCUCUGCUGUGAGAGGAACACACCACUUCUCUGGACGAGGUGACGGAGAUGUCAGCGCACACUCCAGGAUUUUGCCGACAUGACCACCAGCAAAAUACCAAAUGGUGCUUUCCUGUAAGCUGACACAGAACAGGGAACAUACUUAGCUGUUCACUCGUGCCUUUGGAUGACGAAGCUGGAGAACAGACAGGAAAAAGGCAACAGCUAUUUUUUUUUAACUGCACAUUGGUCUUUAUUGGCAGCAGAUAAAGGUUUUGUUGCAGUUGUUGUUGUGCAGAGAAUUUGUUGCCUGAGCAGCCACUUAUGGUUUGUACUUUGGGCCUGAUGAUAGCCUCAACUCAUCACGACUAAAAUCCAAGUCUAAAAAGGCAGUCUUGCUAUGUCAAACUUGCUGACAGAACGAGUCACAUGUUCUACUGGUGAGAACGGAGUGACAAAUUAAAUGAGUCAUUCCCAACGAGCGCUCGGCGGCUCCAGAUUUCGGACUCGAGACAAAUGUCAGAGAAGGCUUUUCUCUGUGAGGGGAAUGGCCGACAUUCCAAGCUCACAAUGACAGCGACGUGCCAGAGCAGCGAUAGCAUUCUAUUUUGCUCUCGCUUUAAUUAACGCUGCAGAGCUCUGUCUGUGUCAACUGCUGAUGUAACAUCAGGCGAGCUUUCUUCAGCAUUCUUCAGCGUAGCUUGAAUGACUUUUGGUUUUGUAACACUGUGUCGGACUGAAGGCAGCUGACUUCACGAAAAGGAGAAGUGAAGUAGCUGGCAUGCUGUUUUCUAUUUUGAGGGAUAAUUUAACGAGUGUUUUUGCACCUUGAAACUAGGACAAACUGUUGAACAUAUUGCUUUUUCCUGUGUUAUUUAACUGUUGCUGAAGUUGGGAAUGGCAUUGACACGUUUAACAUGUCGCAGAUGUUUUAAAUGAACCGAUAAGUUAUUUUUGGUAGCUCUCAUCGCAACAAGACUAAGCACACUGAUUUUAGAUUCAGGGUAUUUCAUCCAAAGAAGUGUCAUAAAGAGGAAUACUGUUCUCAGACCAGGGUUUCUUCAAGUAUCAGUAAAGCUCAUGGGUUGAUAUUAACUAGGUCACUGUGGAGUUAGUUACAGAGUCAGUCAGGUCCAAAGGUCUGUAUUGUUCACACUCCUGGCUGAGACACUGAAAGAGAAAUGUAAUAAGUGCUGUUAAACAUCUGUAUGCACCAUCCUGUCCACUGGGGCCUUAAAAAUCCAGAUGUGCAACAGCAAACAGCAUUUAAAUAUCAUGUGUGUUUGUCAGACUGUAGUAGACCUACACUGUGACUUCCUCUGCCUUAUCCUUCAUCUGUGUGUUUUAAUCAGCUCCUCCCCCAUCUGUUCUCUACAGACGUGUGUGAUAAGGUUGAUUUCACAUUUCACUUCAUUUUUAAAGGGACAGUUGUUUGUAAAUUUUGAAUGAAAGGUUUUACUAGUUUGGGUUUUUUUUUAAAUUCAGUAUAUAUUGUCUUGCUAAACGAAAUAUUAAAGGGACGUGUGAUUAAAUAAAACUAAUUAUGAACCAGUA